AUGACUUUCUUCUUCACUCGUAUGUUAUUCAUCAUCAUGAUUUUGGUAGGGACUUGUGUGGCUUCUAUAUCCCAAUCCCAAGCAACAGCAACGGCCGUGAACAUUACGGAGGAAUUUGAGCGAUCGCUGACGGAGAUUGAACGCAGCUUCCUGAACAGUGAAGAGAGGGAAAGGCGUUUUGCAAUAUUCAAGAACAAUUUCGACAAGAAGCAAGAGCAAGGGGAUGAUGAUGAUAACUCCUCCUCUUCCCAUACCCCGAGGUUUUCUGGUAGUUGUGCAGGAACCUCCUACUUCAAUUCCUCAAUGAUCAACUUCUGGUUUAAUAUUUUUCUGCUUGUUUUCAUUUGUCUGUUUUUCCUCACCAUCCAAUUAAGAUCUGUUGCCAUUAGGCUUUUCAACUCCACCAAGCGAGCGUUUCUUUAA
This is a messenger RNA of Prunus armeniaca (apricot), 423 nucleotides long. The record is from the annotation of a GenBank genome assembly. NCBI's taxonomy places the organism in Eukaryota, Viridiplantae, Streptophyta, Magnoliopsida, Rosales, Rosaceae.